AUGUCUUAUUCAGACGGGGCAACAAUACCCCAGGGUGAAGCCUCCUUAAGCCUAUUGACUGGGCUUCCUGGAGGAACACGCCAGAUCAGAUAUACCAAUAUGAAGGACCUCAGGGCAGCAGUGGAGGAGUGCUAUAAAGAUGAUCAGAGCCCUUUUCUCGUAGUAGUAGACGUGCCUCCAAGUAUACUCGACGACUUCGAUUCCGAGUACCUCGAUAAAGGCCCUCGAAUUACGGCCAAUCUACCAGAAAGACUGCUAAUUAUCAAAACAAUGGCGAAGCCUGGUCAUGAAUCUGUCGCGAGCGAUCUGAUAUUCUACAUCAGGGUUGGGGUCCUAGAAAUGGGCCUUCCAGACAGGCUGGCUGAUACUCGCAGCAGCCGAGUCACCAGCAAGACCGGAAGAUUCGUCAAGGAGCCAGACGGUAGCCUCAGACCACUCCAUCACGAAUGGCCGACAGUAGUCGUAGAGACUGGGCUAUUGGAAACGGGGAGGAAGCUAUCCAUGGAUGCUAGGGGGUGGCUGGAGACAGAUGGGUCAGAGACCCGAGUGGUUGUCACCGCAAACAUCGACCGGAAAGCCCCCUGUAUCAUUUUCCAUAAGUGGGCAAGGAAGGCUGACCGAGGAAUUGCUUCCAUUGUCGAAGAAAUCAUUGCAACUCGCAAGGAGGAUACCACCGAAGUCACUGGCGACAUGACCUUGACUUUUGAGGAGGUCGUCGGCCGGCAAAGAAACGAGAUUAACGAAAGGGACGUCAUUAUCACAAAGGCUGACUUUAGAGAAAUCUGCCAGGAUGCUUGGGCAAUGCAAGACUUCCUAUGA
Molecule: messenger RNA, 819 nt
Organism: Trichophyton rubrum CBS 118892
Lineage: Eukaryota; Fungi; Ascomycota; Eurotiomycetes; Onygenales; Arthrodermataceae
Exons: 1
Coding region: 1-819 (272 amino acids)
Source: RefSeq, a predicted model, not a curated record